Molecule: messenger RNA, 535 nt
Organism: Melanaphis sacchari
Lineage: Eukaryota; Metazoa; Arthropoda; Insecta; Hemiptera; Aphididae
Exons: 4
Coding region: 2-535 (177 amino acids)
Source: RefSeq, a predicted model, not a curated record
CAUGUGUUUGUUCAGCAGUAACUGGUUACGUCUGUUGCAUCGCGAUCGUGGUGCGGUAAACCCAGAAGAUAUAUUCAAAAUUUUCUUAUGUUUCAUUCCAUUGCUUUCGGAAAUUCAUUUUAGCCGGAUGUGUACCGAAUUCAAAAAAUGCCAUCACAACCUUAAUAAACUGGUGGCGGAUGGAUGUAAUUCCACAGCGAAACUUUCAGCGGUCAGAAUGCAGAGAAAAGCAUUGGUUGACCGCGCGAGAAAAACAACCAGUUGCGGAGCGUAUGGCGCGCAAAUACUGUUGGAGAUCGCGACAACUGCCGCGGCUGCGGUGUUUGAAGUUCACCGAGCUCUCCUAUCAACGGAACAUUCUGGACCAGCGGCUGACCUAUUGGAUGUAUUACAACGAUUUCUGAGGCUAUUUGCAUUGUGCAAGGUUUCCGGCGACGUUGCAAAGGCGGCGAACGAAAUCGGGACGAUCUUGUUGGACAUAAAUCCGAGCACGAACACAUAUCUAGAAGACGAAGUAAUUAUUAUGCAUUUUUAG